UGAGGAGUGAGGAAGUCGAGGGAAGUGCAAUCUUUCCAGCUUUCGGCUGAGCCAGCAUUGUGGAUUAAGUCUUCUUUUCUAAACCAGACUACAAGAGCUCAUCCUCAGACUCUGUCUCACUCCCCGUCUCUUUCACUCUCUGUCUCUCCGCCUGGCACUGCCAUCGCAGGCAGUAUUUACAUGGCACAGUGGACAGCUCUGUUUGUCUCUCUUUCACGCUCUACCUCAUCAUCCCUCUGAACUUUACUCUUUUACCUUCUUUAACUGUCUCCUUUUUCUCUCAUCUACUACUUUUCAUUUCUUCCAUCUCUCCUGCUCUUUCUGUCAUGCCCUCCUCUUCCUCUCUUCCUCCUCUCCCUUCUUUCUGCUGUCUCAGACACAGAGCACCAAUGUGCAGGAAUUAGCUGUUAGCAUUAGCUGUUAGCUGUCUGCAUCUGUAUCGAGAAGAGGGCUUUUAGGGGUGACCCCCGUCUACCGCCAUCCUCUGGCGCCCACCGCUGACCUGCCCCCCACCCACCCACCACUGCAGGGUGGGAUGGGCAGGGGCUGGGUGAGUUAGCCCGGGGCUCGAGGGUUAGCAACAGGGCAGGCGAUGCCAGAGAGUAGAGGACGAGAACAAGGAGGAGGUGGAGGUGGGUGCUCGCGGGGCAAGUGGAAGCUGAGGAAGGGAGGCAGCCGUUCAGCCAUCCCGGCACUCUUCACCAUCAAUGAGGAAGAAGAAGGGCAGAAACGGAGAGAUGCUCGCAGGAGGAAGAAAAAAGCGUCUUACUCCCAGUAUAAAUCGGAGGAUGGGGAUGGCAGAGCGUCCUCAGCCACCCGUCCCAGCUCCUCAGGCUCCGGGCAGACCUACACUCCCACCUUGACCCCGACUCCCACUCCCACCCCGACCCCGUCUCGCACCACCACCAGCAACAGCCCCAGUAACAAUGCUGCCACCAAAACAGACUCGUUGCUCUUCAACAAGAUCGACGAGAGACAGAGGUUAGCCCGUGAGCGCCGGGGGGAGCGUGAGAAACAGAAUGCUCUGAAGGAGGCCCAGUGGCAGGCACGUGAGGAGCGAGCCAGGCAGCACUAUGAGAAGCAGCUGGAGGAGAGGAGGAGGAAGCUGGAGGAGCAGAGGAUAAAGGAGGACAAGAGACGGGCCGCUGUGGAGGAGAAACGACGGCAGAAACUGGAGGAAGACAAGGCUCGUCAUGAGGCGGUGAUGCGUCGGACGAUGGAGAGGAGCCAGAGAGUCAGACAGAAGCCCAACCGAUGGUCCUGGGGAGGGGCGCUGCACACAAACACUCCCAGCACGCCAGCCGAUGCUGACAGGCGGUCAGUGUCCACAAUGAAUUUAUCCAAACACACAGACCCUGUCAUUACCAAGCGCCUCUCCUACUCCUCUGCCACACUCCUGCACUCACCUGACAGAGGCUUACAGAUGAGAACAGCCUCCUCCCCUGUCAUUAGCAAAGCUCAGUCCAAACCCCGCCUACACCAGGGAAAGACCAGCCAGCACAAAAACACAGGCCUGCGCCGUCUUCCGCUGACGCCAUGGGAGAGCAAUGUGGUGAACCGCCUGCAGCAGCCAACACACUCCUACCUGGCUCGCAGCCGCAGCGCCAUGAGUCUGUCUGGAGAACAAGCAGCCAUGCCUGUUUGUCCUCGCUCAGUGUCCUGCCACCCCAUGGGCUCCAUGUCCUUCAAAGCCCUGCAGGCCCAGCCGCUUCCUCACUGCCGCAGCCAGGACAGGAGCCUCAGCAGGGGGACGGUGUCGUCCUGCGCCACAACUCCCCGCAGGAGGACCACUGGCACCACACAGCAGAAAGACCGUGACAAUGUGAGGAAGUCAUGGAGCAACCUGUCACUCCCACUGGCUCCCAUUCUCACUUUGCCCCCCAGCAAGCGCUCCACUUCUCCAGGCAAGAAGAACAGCAAAGUGACAGCGCCCUCUCCUGGCAGGCCUCCACAAAAGUCAGCAGGGCGCCCCCCGACCCCCAAGCUGCUCAAGUCUCCGGGGGCUGAGGACCCUGGAAAUCUUCGUCCUUUCAGGGUCACACCUGAGAGCCCCCAACCCACCAGAGCCCCCGGAGAGGAGGAGGAAGAAGAGCAGGUCCUCAGUCCUCCUCAGCCUCGACCUCAGCCGCUGGGUCAGAACAAGAGCAGCAGUGAGCUCGCACCACCAGCAGCAGACAACGAGAGCAUGAGCAGUCCUCCAGCCUACAAGCCCUCAGCUGGCACCACAGAUCCAGAGGAGGCGAGUCGCAUCCUGGCUGAGAAUCGUCGGCUGGCCCGUGAGCAGAGGGAGAGAGAAGAGGAGGAGCGCAAGCAACAGGAGGAGCAGCGGAGAUUGGCGCAGGAGGAGAUGGCUCGCCGUAAGGCCGAGGAGCGAGCAAAGAGAGAGGAGGAGGCUCAGCGUCAGGCGGAGGAGAUGAGAAGGAAGGAGGAGGAGGAGAGGAAGGCGGAGGAAGAGAGACUUCAGAAAGAGAGAGAGGAGGCAGAGAGACUCCAGAAACAGAGAGAGGAAGAGGAGUCUCGACAGAGAGAGGAGGCAGAGAGACUGAGGCAGGAGAGAGAGAAACAUUUCCAGAAAGAGGAGGCUGAACGCCUGGAGAGGAAAAAGCGUCUGGAGGAGAUCAUGAAGAGAACACGACGCUCAGACACAGCAGAGAAGAAAGUUGUUCCCAACAGGAAUGGAGACAAUGCAGUGACCCCUGCUGCUCCGAGUCCAUCCACAGUGACUGCAUCACCAACACACAACAGCAACGGCCGCCAAGCCGACCCAAACACCACCGCACUGAGCCACCCUGACCAGAGGGAGAACGGGGAGUUUGAGGAGGUGAUUGUACUGCCUUCACAUUCCAGGUUGUCUCCUCCUGAGGGAGAGGAGCAGCAACAGCAGCAGCAAGAGGAGGAGGAGAGAGUUUCUGUCUUAGCCUUCAGGGAGAACGGUCUCCUAAAGCCUCUAAGCGGGAUAGAGGACAUAUCAGCCCAGCAGGGACCAGAUGUUGCCUGACGUCCUGUUAGGCUGAGAUGCUUCCACACCCAGAGAGACAGGAAGUGAGACGGCCAGAGAGAGGUAACACAGCGCUGUUGGACUGAAUCAAAGGAAGGACUCGCAGCAUCACAGCCCAACUCUUCCUGAGGUUUACUUUCUCACCCUCCCACAACAGAAGAGCACCGCAGCCAUUUCCCAAAGAUGGUGUCUCCAAAGAUCUCCCUAAAACACCUCCAGAGAGACUUUCCCUUCAACACACUCUCUGGGGGACGGAUCGUCUUCUCUGUCUCUGACCACACUCGGUCACAGUGUUCUGUGCGCGGCCCCGACGACUCCUGAUUCUGACGUUAAUGUCCUGAAAUCACAGAAUUGACUCUAUAAACGUGUGUGUGUAUGUGCGUGUGAGUGAAUGAGAGACUAAUAAUAAUGUAAACUGAGAUCAGCUGUAAAGUCUUCAGCCGUGAUACUUGAAGAGAUUUUUUUUUUUGUUGCUGUAGAACACACUGUUAUCAGACUGACGAAAUCAGCGGUGUAACUGGAACUCGCACAACAGGCUCCGAAUUACAAGGUUUCAUUAACGCGCUAACUGGAACCUCCUAAUUCUCACGUUACAGAAGAGACGAGAUGUAGGAAUGAUGUCAGUGCAUGAAGUUGUAUUAAAACUGCAGGAAAGUGUCAUGUAAUAUAUUUUUGCUGUGUCUACAGUGUUUAAGACUAGAGGGUAUUUUUGGGGGGCGAGGCCGGGGGUGUUGGAGUAUCAUGGAGUUUAAGUUAAAUAAUGACAAAAUGAAAAUACUGUUCUCAGCUGAGAAUUAGGGUGUAAACUACUGAUUAUUCUUUGUUUAGUUUUAUUCAAUUGCUGUACAGAUGAAAUGUGAUUCUUUGUUUCGUCCUGUCUUUGUUUAAAUUGAGAAAAGAAAAACCUGCUUCAACGUUAACUGCCCUGUAUUUUCAUUUGUUAACCCCGUCAGUGCUGCCUCCUGUCACACCCAGCCGGUGUGUGAGGACUCCGCUGUAGCCUAGGAGGUUGACUUUUGUUUUGGCCAAGUAAAAAAAAAAGAUUAAAAUAAUUUGCUGAUGUUGAUUCUGAAAUAAUCUGAUUGGUUUGAUCUUUCUGAUGAAGGAUUUAAGAAGAAAUGCUGCUAAUUUUGACGUUCCUUUGCCUUACCAGACACACUGUAGGAAGAAUGACUCGUCUUUGUCAUUGAAAUGAAGUUAUGCAUUCCCAGCAUGAGCUGUGAGGUUCUGGCCACAUGCCACAACUCUCCAGUUGCUUCUUGAUUUAUGUUGAAAGUAUGACAGCUCAUGAUGAAGUGUGAGUCAUCAUAUGAGAGGUAUAAUGUCAAACUACUGGUCCUUUGUGCAGAUUUUCAUUAAUGAAAGACAAAAGAGGGGAAUUAAAGGGUACGUACAGUAUUUUUCAACCCUGUUUUCUCAUGUUUUUUUGUCUAUGUGACUAAUGGAGACAGUUUUUGAAACUGGUCCAGUAUUGAGCGAGAGCAAACAGGCUGCAAUGAAAUGUUAUCCCUGAAAAACCUGAGCAAAUUGGCUUGGUUUCCUUCAAUAACCUGGGAAGAAGGCAAUGAGCAAUGCAAGAAGAAAUGAACCUAAGAUAUUAACAAGAAAUUGUAAAAGGAGAAAAUUUAAAACAAGAAAAUUAAUAAAUAAAAAAGGGAAAUUACCUCGAAAAAGGGUUUAAAAAUUAUGAUAAUUAUGUAGCAUAAUUUUGAAUAUAUAAUAAUUCUAAAUGUUUUUCCCUAGCUUUUUCAAAAUAAAAUUAAAAACUAGAAUUUUUAAUUCUAAAAAAAUUAAAAACUAAAAAAAUAGUUAAUAAAAAAACAAACAAGGGCAUAACCUUGAAAUAGAGCUUUAAAAUUAUGAUAAUUAUGUAAGUUAAUUAUGCAGGUUUAUCCCUAGCUUUUUAAAAAUAAUUCUCUAAAUCUCUUUUUGCAAUUUGUGUAACAUUUCUUACCAAGUUGCCAUGUUUUUGAAAGAAAUUGUAUCAAUUUGCUCAGGGUUCAGGGGUUAAAAUACUUGUGAAAGGCGUCUGAAAGCAGCACAAGAAACGUGAUGUUGCUCCAGGUUUCAAAGGGUUAAUGCACAGUUGUGCACUGUCAAUUUACGUCCUCUAGAAGUGCUGGGUUUUGCCACUGACAGGCUCAGAUUGUUAUUCUAAGUGUCUGACUACAUUACUGGAAAGGAUCCCUACAGAGAUAGACCUUUUUGUCAAAGAGUAUGAUCCUUUUUGUUGAACUAGAAACAACCCUGAAACUGUUUUGCCAAACCCUCCAGACUCCAUUUAAUUAAACAGUAAUUUUAUCACAGUAAAACACACUUCAUUCAAAGGUGAACAAAACAAAAUAAUACCCACAGAAACUAUCUUGACUCGUCUUCCCACUGUUCCAACAAUCACCAACUUUUUUUGGUUAAAAUUACCUGAAAUUCACAAAGUUACUUAAAUAUGCUGGCUCUAAACAUGCUAAAUUUACUGUCAUAAAAUGGAGUUUGGUGGAUUUGCUGAUAAAGAUCUCAGGGCUGUUUCUGGUUAAAUAAAAAGGUCUAUCUCUGUAGGGAUCCUCUCUAAAAUGUCAUGAGCUUAUAAUAACAAUCUGAGCCUGUCAGUGACAAAAACAAGCAUUUUUAGAGGAUGUAAAUUGACGGUGCAAAAUUGCCCCUAGGCGUUACACUGCAGCAGCUGUUGGCAUCACCGCUGUCCCUCUCAAUACUGGAGCAGUUUCAAAAAUUAUUCUUCCAUUAGUCGCUUAGACACUAAAACAUGGAAAUAUGAGGCCCUGAUUGAAAAAUACUGAAGUCACCCUUUAAAGUAAAUAACUGGAACCCAACUGUUGCCCUGUGUUAUAUUCACUUUUAUCUUUUAGCUGCUCUUUUAGCAUUUGAUUCUCAAACCUUUGCACUUCCUCUUUGUUCACAUCCUGCAGUACCACCAAAAUGGAAGGAGACGUACCCAUGUCUUUGUUAAGUAGUGCUGGUUUCUGCCAGCAGUACGUAACAUGCUGUAACUUAUCUUGAAGAUAAACUGCUUGUAAAUGACAUUAUACAUACAUAUCCUAUAAAUGUUUCAAAGUCGAUAUAUUUUACUAAGACUGACCACGAGACUAACGACUAACGUGCCCUGUACUUCACAGGAGGGUCUGUGGGGUGACAUCUCUGAACCAUUGUAAAAAUGAAAUCACUGUCCGACUGUUGCAGCUGUACCGUUUGGCAAGUAAAUAAAACUUUUUGAAUUGAUUACCUAUUUACUGAUGUGGUAAUGUAAUGAUUGUGUCCUUU
Epinephelus fuscoguttatus (brown-marbled grouper) is the source of this 6271-nucleotide messenger RNA. RefSeq names its product microtubule-associated protein 7b (gene map7b). The record is from RefSeq and is a predicted model, not a curated record. The coding region runs from base 593 to 2998 and encodes 801 amino acids. NCBI's taxonomy places the organism in Eukaryota, Metazoa, Chordata, Actinopteri, Perciformes, Serranidae. Gene Ontology annotation, biological process: microtubule cytoskeleton organization. The transcript has 19 exons. Gene Ontology annotation, cellular component: microtubule cytoskeleton.